GCUCAGCAUAGGGUCAUGUCCUUAAGAACCUAUGACAUAAAUAACUUGAAAGUUCCAGCCUUGCUAAAUGGAAUGGUCAACACAAUGCAACCAUUAUCAGUUUAUUUAUUGUAUGAAACAUGACGAUGAUUUUAUUUUCGCUAUAAAUCAGGAUCGAGCUUGAGGCUUUAUCUAACGGAAAAGACGGAAAAGACCGAAUGCACGCGAACAUCGAUCGUCGACAAAACUAGGUUAUCUAGCCGGUAAACCAGGGAACACAGGUAAGCUUCAGACAUUUCAGGACACAGUAACGCAGUUGUCAGGUUUGUAGACAGAAUACACUAUAACUAUCAAAGAUGCCAAAAUUAGUUUACUUUCCAGUUAGAGGCCGAGCUGAAGCUAUGCGCACAUUAUUGACAGAUCAAAACGUAACAUAUGAAGAAGUAAAUGCAGGACCCAUAGAAAAUUGGGUAAACAACUGGAAAUCUAAGAUGCAAUUUGGCCAGUGUCCAUGUUACACAGAUGAUGAUGGUUUCCAGCUUGUGCAGUCCAAUGCAAUACUAGCAUAUCUUGGCAGAAAAUAUGAUCUUUAUGGGUCAGACAUUAAGCAAGCAUCAAUAUUAGACAUGAUGAAUUCUGCCGUAGAAGAUAUCAGAGGAGCUUACGUUAGAAUGAUUUAUCAGAACUAUGACGAAGGAAAAGAGCCAUUCAUUAAAGAACUUCCUGAAAAAUUGCAACCAUUUGAGAACCUGCUGAAACCAACCAAGGGUUACAUUCUUGGAGAAAAGAUAUCCUGGGUAGAUUACAAUUUAUUUGAUCUGUUGGACAUACUUACCAUUCUGUCACCUGGAUGUCUAGAUGCUUUCCCAACUGUCAAAGCUUUCUAUGAGCGUGUGUUGGCAAGACCAGGAGUCCAGAAAAGAAGACAAACAGAUCACUUCAAGAAUAUGCCUGUCAAUGGCAAUGGGAAACAAUAAAUCUCUAUAGAGGGAGUUAUAAACAUUCCACUUGCUUGGGAAAACAGGGGUUGUAGCUUUGUAAAUGGCAGAAUUUCUUGUAUGCUUUGUAGAUGGCGAGAACAAUUAGCAAUCUAUUAUAAAUGAUUGAUGAAUGCAAUCAUGUAAAGGAGAAAAAAUUUAAAAAUGAUUAAUUUUCUGUGCAUACAUGGACAUAUUCAAUAUUUCCGAGAAAAGUGCAUUAUUUUUAUUCAGUUGUCUGCACAGGGCAUGCCUGCUUAAUAUUUCCCAAAUUACAUAUUUUUUUAUCAGAGGAUGUACAUGCAGUCAUGCUAGUAUUCAAACUUUCUUUAUAUGCAUGGGAGACUUUAAUUUUUUAUGAUAAAAAUGAACUAGGAAACUUUACUGUAAUAUACUCCACUAACAGAACAAAGAGAUUUAAUUUAACUGUAUUUAUAGUGAGAUGUGCAGUAUUGUUCAGAACAUCAGCAUUAAAGUUUUGAGAUAUC
Molecule: messenger RNA, 1444 nt
Organism: Mytilus californianus (California mussel)
Lineage: Eukaryota; Metazoa; Mollusca; Bivalvia; Mytilida; Mytilidae
Product: glutathione S-transferase P-like
Exons: 8
Coding region: 336-956 (206 amino acids)
Biological process (GO): glutathione metabolic process
Cellular component (GO): cytosol
Molecular function (GO): glutathione transferase activity
Source: RefSeq, a predicted model, not a curated record